AUGUCUAGAUGUCCGAAACUUUGCUACCCCAUCGCUCCAUCGAAAGCUUGCUGCCCACCCAGCUGCCCGCCCAGCUGCCCGUCCAGCUGCCCGGCAUUCUGCCGCUGCCUCAAGUGUACUCCGUCUUCUAAGGGCAGCGGUAACUGCGGCAAAUGCCCAGCUAAACCUGACCGCUGUCCAAAACGAGGCUCGUCCAAGCCCAAGAAGUGUGCGACCUGUUGCUGCCUCUGCUGUCUAGACAAGGUCAGCCAGACGCCCAAGUGUACGUCCUGCUACCAGAAGACGUUCCCUAGCUCGUGUUCGUCCACGUUUCAGGUCAGGGGUCAAGGUGUGUGUAAACCCAAGCCCCGCCCAGCGAGCGCCUGCACGUCACCAAAACCAAGAAAAGCCUGCUGCUGCUUGCCAGCCAUCUGCCGAGACAACAGCCGACUGGGCGCUGGCUGCAGCAAGGGCGGCUGUGGUGGCUACACUCCAUCUGGCUGGAACAAGCUCAUGACCAAAUGCCGGCUCAUGCAGGAACAGGAGGCUGAGUGCACGUGCACCCCGUGCACCCCGUGCCCACCUAAACGGAAGCCGCGGUGCAAACCUAACCCAUGCGCAGACGCGUCCAACUCACAGGGCGCGCCCAAUGCAAUGGGCAGUAGUGAGUUGAGCUCACGCGUGUGUACCCCCGCCCCCUUUCAGUCAGCUCUGAGCUUUGUGCCAGCUGUAGAAGCGACAGCCUAUGACAAGGACAGUCAGGUCGCCCACGAUUAUUGGGCGAGAGUUCUGUCCCAUGCAGCCAGAGAGACCAAUGAGGUAUCGAAACGUGAGGGUUGGGCUUGGGGUUGUCAUUCGCCUGAGUCCUUCGGCCAACUUAGCUCCGCUCUGGCCAGCGCUCAAACUAGCUCGAUUCUAGAUUAUGUUCGGGAUCAAGGUGAAGGUUACGACGAGAUAACCAGUAAGGUACGUCAAGUCAAACAAUGGAAUAUCCUAGAUCAAAGGUUCGGGGACAUGUAUAAAUGUAACGGGAGUCACGACAAAUGUGCCCCGAAUGUUGUGGACUGUUGUCACGACAAAUAUGCCCAAAAUGUUGUGGACUGUUGUCACGACAAAUGUGCCCAAAAUGUUGCAAACAAUGCCGUUAUCCGCGGAGACAACAAGUGCUUAGCUUCGGGCAACCAAGUUCAUUCUUGUAAGCUCCAUAAAACUAAAUCUUCCUGCGGGAAAAAAUCCUCCAGUCCACCCAAGAUAGACAACCUGAUUUUAGAAGAGGUGGCGAACUUUGACCCCAGUACUAAAGCCCAUAUUCGCCGCCAAGUCGCCGAUCGACUAAAAGAAGAAAUUCAAAGAGCGAAAAUUUGUAUUGAAAGGGAAACAACUCGCCCUCGAAGCUAUUUUAACUAUCAGGGGAAGGAAUUCAUCCUGGGCUCUCAGGCCAACAAGAAUAUAGUGAUCCAACACAUGGACCCAGAUCACGUGAGUUACCUAGACAAACUGGAUGAAACUUUACUGAAGAAAUGUAUCGUGGAAGACGACUGCACUACUACAAACGGUAUUCCUCACAGCCAAGAUGAGAUGAAACUGAUAAAAACAAAACCAGCGACAACAGAGAGAAGAAAAAAAGUCCAGAAAAAACAAAAACGAAAGAAUUGCGUGCGAGGAAACAAACAGAAAGGGAACUGUAGGUCAACAGACGUAUUUGAGCGUUUGUAUAACAACAUCCAUUCGAAAAAACUGAACGCCUAUUGCCACAACGGAGCAGAGUACAAACAGGAAAAACUUAACGCGUAUACUAAUAGCCACGACAGAACGGACUACGAACAGGAAAAACGAAAUGACUAUAGCCACGACAAGACGGACUACCAAGAGGAAAAACUCAACAACUAUAGCCACGACAGAACGGACUACGAACAGGAAAAACGAAAUGACUAUAGCCACGACAGAACGGACCGUCUACUCCAAGAUUUCCCGUGGACCAAACAUCACUUGAACGCAUCGCAUUGUCACCACGGAGAACUCAACUUUAAUAGAUCGAUGACGUAUGAUAUGCAGCAUUUGUCGGACCGACACGCGGACGAACCUCAUCCGUCGUACCACAUGUCGCUGGAGACACAAGACACAGACGAGAGUGACGUCAACAAACGGAAGUUCACUCAACUUUUAGAAAAUCUCCCGGACAAUUUGUCAACUCUGGAAUCGAAAUCGCUGAUGAAAAAUGUUGUAUCGAUCCUACAGAAGAAACUGCCGAGCGAAGACGGACGACCUUGGUGUGAGUCAAGUCUUAACGACCAGUCUAGCGAGGCGAUGACGUAUAAAUACAGAACUGGCCAGCUGCAAGGUCCAGCCAGUGGGUACAGGGUGCCCUACUGCUCUGACCGGCUGAACGAGCUCAAACAACGUCUAGAUCGGCGGUGUCAUCAGGACGACUGGUGCAAUACAGUGGGUGGGGACCACAAGGCUUUUACGUACAGCAGUCCAUUGUCACACACCACCCUGAUGCCACACUCCAGCCCAAUUCCACACUCCAGCCUAGUAGCACACACCAGCCGACUAACACACACCAACCACACCGCGUACAACCACAGACAACCCUACAAUCAGCCGCCCGACGCCAACAACCAGCCCUGCCUGCAGCCAGCCUUUAGCCAUAAUCUACGGGCCAGUGUUGACCAGAGUACGGACAGCUCGCCUGACCGUCAACUGUUCGACAACUUACCACCAACCAUGUACAAGAUACCACCAACCAUGUACAAGAUACCACCAACAAUGUACGAGAUACCACCAACGUUGUCCAAGAUGCAACCAAAUUUGUAUCUUAGCACUGCUGAUAAGCCACCAUGUCAGUCACACGACAGACAUGUAUCCGUUUGGCCCACAUCCACUUCACCACACCGACAUCCGACAUCCACUUCACCACACCGACAUCCGACAUCCACUUCACCACACCGACAUCCGACAUCCCAAACUUCGUCUGUCCCCGCUGUGUCCGGGGCGUUGAGUCCUCUAGGAUCUGCAUACCGCCACCAGCCUCCCACCCUAUGCCACCAGCCUCCCACCCACGGCCACCAGCCUCCCACCCACGGCCACCAGCCUCCCACCCACGGCCACCAGCCUCCCACCCUAUGCCACCAGCCUCCCACCCACGGCCACCAGCCUCCCACCCACGGCCACCAGCCUACCACCCACGGCCACCAGCCUCCCAUCCUAGGCUACCAGGACAUCCAGCCGCUACGUCACCAAUCUAGCACUGACCACCUACGACACCAAUCUAGCACUGACCAGCUACGACACCAGCUUGCUAGUAACACGUCUAACAACAUUCACUCAACUCCAACGACUGGAAGUUCCCAAACCCCAACAAACAAAGUUGACCAGACUCUCAAGCUUCCAUCAGCAGCACCAACAAACAAAGUUGACCAGACUCUCAAGCUUUCAUCAGCAGCACCUCUGUCUAAUCAGAUCUUGGAGCCAUCGCUGCAUGAAGCUCAUCAGCAGCCAGACUUGCAGGCAGGUUCUAGAGGUCUACAAACAAGCUUCGAGCCAGUUUAUCUGCCGACAAAUGCCGGCCAACGAAAAUCCCCAACUAGCUCUAAUCGGUCUGUAGAGGAGACAGUUGAACCAUGCCAGAAGAAUGCGUCUGCCCGAGGACCGCCAUCUUUGUAUCCACACGGUGACGCCGAUCUCCUACCCACAACGCAGACAUUGCUCAGUAAAACGGACCAAUCAAAAAGAACCUCUGCUGACGCUGGCUAUGACCUCAGGUCAGUGAGGUCAGCACGUUCCCUCAGCCAACAGGUCGAGGCGGGAAACGUCACAAGCAACCCCGUGUCUGUGGGUAUCAACACUGACCAGAGCAGCUUGACCAACCCACCGGCUGAGGCCAGUGGCCGUAAGUCGACGGAUCCCUCUCUCUGUACAACCGACGACUGGGACAACUUCACCACUGCCCGGGUAGAAGCUUCGGUAGCUUCCGUGGACCUGGACGCUCUGUCUGUGUCAGUGGAUACUCUGGACAACAGCAUUUCUCUAACCACCAAGCUGGCCGAGGUCAAGGCCAACUUCCAGGAUAACUCUAUAGAACACGCCAAGUCUUCUGUUAAGUUGAGCGGGGAGAGUAAGGGAACAAUUAAUAUUAAAGAAAGCUCGUCAAUGAUCAAAUGUCCACAUGAGAAAUUAAACAUCGAUGUUGAGCACCGAGCCAGUCGUUGCUCCGUUAACAGCACAGCCACUAGAUCUAGACGACCAGGCUCGUGUGGGCGUAACGGUGUGGCCUCAGCAACACAGCCAACUGGGAAAUGUAACGAGCUAACACAGGUCACCACAAGAAACACGGGCCGUGAUGGGUCGGGGGUGACACCUCAAACAAAUGGCAAGAACGUGAUUGAACUUCAUUACAGCCCCCGGGUUCUGGAAACUACAAGCAAGGCGGCACAAGAGCAGACGCCAAGACAGCCUGCGUGGCCAACAGAAUCGUGUAGGUCAUCUGAUUGGCGGGGGUCUAAUCACGUGACUGGAGUUAACGAAAAUUAUGUUGUGAACUCCAAAACUCCGUCAUCGGAAACAAAGUCGCGUGUCAGCUUCGCUUCAGGAGACAAUGUUUGCGUGGACUUUACCAGAGACAACACCAAUAAACACCAGACACCUGCUGACAACACCAAUAAACACCAAACAGCUGCUACUAAAGACACUAUGAUGACGUCAGGUGACAAUCACUUACCGUGUAGAUGCCUGGAUCAAAUGGUUCACUCCUUGCUGAACAUCAGAAAGCCUGACUUGGGCAGAGCUUUGUCUUUCCUCGAGAACUUUUCUCCCAUCACGCCUGUGGACAUCAACACCAAGUACCCGCUGCUGAUAUCCAACAGAAGGGCGGGCGGCAGGGGCGAGAUCGAGCUGUCAGACGACGACAGCACGUGGACGACGGCCAGCAAGUCGUCGACCUCCUGCAGGAACGACUCCCUCAAUGCCAGUCUGCUGGCCCAGACACACGACCAGAACAAGACGGACUCGGCACACCAGCGGAUAAACCAACAGUUAGAGAUGAAUCAAAACCAACAGCUAGAACCGCAGCUAAAUCAACAGCUAGAACCGCAGCUAAAUCAACAGCUAGAACCGCAGCUAAAUCAACAGCUAGAACUGCAGCAAAACCAGAAGCUAGAACCGCAGCAAAGGCUCAACAGCCAGCCUAAGCUAGUGACGCCAAAGCGCGAGCAAGUGACCAACACCCCCUCGCAGAACCCCUCCAGCGCUGAGCACGUGCGCUCUACUGGUGAUCCAACAGAAACCUCAACGCACGAGCAGACACGUGCCAGACAUGACACGGCGACCGUCACCCAUCUAGACACCACCGCUGAGACCAGCCUCUCAUUCAGUGCUGACAACUCCAAGGAAGAUACCAGUGUGUCUGGGGAACUAAGGAAGGGCUCAGAUCUGGCUGGUCCUCAGGCUAGAGACUUGAACUACAAGUCUACAACUUGUACUUCCAAUAGCAAAUCCUUUGACAGUGAGACUAGUGUCGCUCGUCGAUUGGUGCAGAGAAAUUCGAAAUCCUCCAAUCAACAAUCGUCUGUGUUUCGCUAUCCAAUUAAAAUGAAACAACACAAAGACGAGCCUCAGAUUAUUUACCUCAAUAAAUUUGAGGAGUUUUGGACGGCAACAAUUGAACCGGACCUUCCAGCUGCGCAUGCGCAGAGAGCUGUCAGUAGCAGCUCGCGGAGAAAGAGCUCAGAGCGUGCAUGGGAGCCAGGCUCACAGCGCGGGGCGGCAUACAACAACAACUUCAGGAUGAGUCCACAGCGUACCAAGUUCAUUCAACAGUCGACUCGUGGGUUUAAGCCUGAGUCGGGGUGGAGGUCAAAAGUUGACCUCGGAGAAGUCAGUCAGUCGCGAGUGUCUAGUCAAGUCAAACCACACUGUGGACAUCAACACCGGCCAUGUCAAGACCAAGCAAAGCCCCGUCAAUCGAGCGCCGUCUGCCAUAGAGAGAGUUCUCAUGAACAAAAUGACGUCAUGGAUUCAGCCUCAAGCCCCGCGACCAAAGACAACAGUGCAGAAAGGGGCGCGGUAAAGGACAAACGGACCUCCCAAAGGUGUGCACGGCCAGGUGUCAGACAGUUGAAACAAAAUGGAGUCAAUGUUCAAAAAGUUUGGGCAGAAGAACCCCCAAAAGCUAGAAAAACAGAUGGAGCCCGAAGUGGCCAAAAGAGCAACUGUUCUAGGGAAGCCAGGCAUUGCAGCAUGGAUGAGACCUCCAUCCAGAACUUCAAUAACAUCAAAUUUUGGUGCUCCAAGUACAGGAAGUCAAGGACACCGGAAGCUCGUCGAAACUCGCUUAGGGCGUAUGUGUCGUCUGAGAACAAUCACCAAAGUAAAACUGAAACGUACAGUGGCACGCCUGCGACUAGUAGACGACUAGCCGUGAGUUCACAUAAAAAACUAAACAACGAUCAAAGCUUGAGUAGAACUUUAAAAACGGAUUUACCCAAAACUCACCGGCGAUUGAAACCCACCGCAAUACGAACGUCCCGUGUCGGCCAGUACCAAACUAGUCCACAACGCCAGAAGAAAAAUGUCAAGGGUGAGAGCUACGGCAACGUUGUCAUCAUAGACGUGGAGGACAGCCGUGUCAGCAAGCCCGUGGUGGUCAAGACGUACAGCGCGGACAGUGCCGUGCCUGUGGUGGUCAAGACCUACGACACGCUCCGCUCGUCCCCUAAGUUCAGCGUCAGAACCAUCCAGUCUUCGUCCAGCGCGGGGACGGGCAGUCAGGGUGGCAGGACACGUCUUGUCUCCUCACAGUCCUACACCGUGUGCGCCAACAACAACUGUCCUACAUGGUCCUCUGGUGACGUCAAGCAUGACAAAAACUGUCCUACAUGGUCCUCUUGUGACGUCAAGCAUGACAAAAACUGUCCUACAUGGUCCUCUUGUGACGUCAAGCAUGACAAAAACUGUCCUACAUGGUCCUCUGGUGACGUCAAGCAUGACAAAAACUGUCCUACAUGGUCCUCUUGUGACGUCAAGCAUGACAAAAACUGUCCUACAUGGUCCUCUUGUGACGUCAAGCAUGACAAAAACUGUCCUACAUGGUCCUCUGGUGACGUCAAGCAUGACAAAAACUGUCCUACAUGGUCCUCUGGUGACGUCAAGCAUGACAAAAACUGUCCUACUUGGUCCUCUGGUGACGUCAAGCAUGACACAAACUGUCCUACAUGGUCCUCUGGUGACGUCAAGCAUGACAAAAACUGUCCUACAUGGUCCUCUGGUGACGUCAAGCAUGACAAAAACUGCUCGCACAAACAGCGUCCUAUGUCCACCGGAAGUGACACGACGUCAUACUCAGCUGAUGAUUCUUCAGACAAUACAGAUGAAAGUUAUUCAGGAUCUGACGAAGACGACAACUCAAGUGAAUGUAGUAGUUGUUCUACAGAAAACUGCAAUACCAACUGUUGCUAUGAUGAAAGUGAGGACAAGAAAAAAAGACCAAGUUUAAAAAUUUUAGGAGAGCUGGCAUUUCAGUUGGAGAGAAGGAUCUUAGAUUAUGUUUUUGGUAUGGAAGACACCAAACGCAAACGUUUUUACGGCUACACCGUGGGAAAUAUUUUCUCCAUGAUGGAAAGAGAAUCAAAAAACCCAAGAGGCGGAAGUGACGCAAUAACCAAAAGUGAGUUGGUCUGCAGACUCAGAAAGCUAAUGGUUGGUUUGGAGAAGUACGGUUAUAAUAUCAAGUUCCAUGCUGAAUUCGCCCAAGAGAUAGUCAACAAAUAUGGCCUCUUGGCCUGCCCGCCAGACCAGGUGACCAUUGAAGAAUUCCGCCUCAACGACCCACUAGCCAUCUCCACCCUGAUCCAGCAGCUGGCUCAAGGUCCCAGUGAAAUGAGCCACCUCAACGUCUUACUCAACAGUCUCGUCUACCUGUCCAACUGUGACCACAGGCCAUUGUUCAUUUGGUGACUCCAUACAUUUCACACUCCUCCAAUGGUGAUACUAUUUUAAUUGCUCAAUGGUGAUACAAUUCAAAUUGUUCAAACGGUGAUUGUUUCAAAUUGCUUAAGUGGUUAUAUAUUUGAAAAAGUAUGUCUUCUGUUUAGGAAAAUUCAAGUUUUAGUAACGGUGUAUAAAACUGACAAAUGUAAAGAUCAUAGUUCAUACAGCUACCAUCAGCUGAGUUUAAUGUACCAAAACAAUCAUGUACCAACAGUUUUCUUUUAAAGAAAAAUUGUUUUUCAAUGUUACCAACUUAUAUGGCCUUAGAUAGGUCAAUUAUAAACUUUGUAACGUCUUUUAAAAUUUGUUUCUUAAAAUAAGAGCAGGUUUUUUACAAGACAAUGUAUAAGAAUAAGACUUAAUGUUACAAAUGU
Messenger RNA from Physella acuta, 8339 nucleotides. RefSeq lists its product as uncharacterized. NCBI's taxonomy places the organism in Eukaryota, Metazoa, Mollusca, Gastropoda, Physidae. The record is from RefSeq and is a predicted model, not a curated record. Gene Ontology annotation, cellular component: centrosome.